Molecule: messenger RNA, 2541 nt
Organism: Naumovozyma dairenensis CBS 421
Lineage: Eukaryota; Fungi; Ascomycota; Saccharomycetes; Saccharomycetales; Saccharomycetaceae
Gene: NIC96
Product: linker nucleoporin NIC96
Exons: 1
Coding region: 1-2541 (846 amino acids)
Biological process (GO): protein import into nucleus; poly(A)+ mRNA export from nucleus
Cellular component (GO): nuclear pore
Molecular function (GO): structural constituent of nuclear pore
Source: RefSeq, a predicted model, not a curated record
AUGAGUAAUAGCAUUGCUAAUGGCAACACCACACUGGAAAGUUCAACAAAAGGUUCAGCAAAGAUAUUUAAUGACCUUGUCGAAUCAUCUAAAAACCUACCAGCAACAUCCUCCCAAUUAGGUUCUAUUCAGCUAAGUGUAAACGAAAUUAAGCGUAGAGCGAUUGAAUUGAGGAAGAAAAAAAAUAUUGACAAUACCCUCACUAAAGCACACUACUUAUUAGCAGGUAGCGGCUUAGCAAUUGAAGAUGUCGAUUCAUCAUUGAAAAAUUUGCAAAAGAACGAACUUUCAGAAAGAAAGCUGACAAGUAAAUAUGUAGGUAACGAGAUUGAUACAUAUCUCCGAGUGAAGAAAGGAGAAAAUAUUUUAGCCUCCAUUGAACAGUUAUUAGCUGAUGCGUCGAGGGACUUCGAUGAUUAUGUUAAUCAAAGUUUAGAGUUAGAUUGGACAAAACGUAAGGAUGAAAUUAGAGAGACAUUCGGUAUUUUUGUCCCAGGAAAAAGCGAGAAUAAUUCCUUUGUUAAUAAGCCACUUUCUCCAUUAGAUCGUGUUUCACCUACCUGGGGGAAUUCAGGAAUAGGUAUCUUAAAUGGGGGGGAUUCGAGACUAAACGUUAAUAGUAAUCUUAUUACAAGAGAAAAGUUUGAAACUUAUGCAAAAAUAAUUCACCAGUUUAAUAACCAUAGGCAAGAGAACCGUCAAUUUCCAUUGAAUAGGGAGGUCAUUUCUAUUCUAUCGCACGCAGGUGAUACAAGAAACAGACAGUUAUUAGAAAGUUGGAAAAUAAUCGAGUCAAUAAAAGAUCCAAAAAAUACUAUCAAAGCAUCCAGGGAAUAUUUGGAAGUACAGUUUUUAGACUACGUCGAUGCUUUAUCAAAAAAUGCGAUUAGUGAAGGUCUACCAACAAACACUAACAAGGUCAGGUCAUUUAUUGACACUAAGCUCAAAAAUACAGAUGGUUCUUGGAAAAUUGCGAACCUAACUGUAAUCAACGGGUUGCCAAUUUGGGCCUCAAUUUUUUACCUGUUGAGAGCAGGUUUAAUGCAAGAAGCGUUAGACCUCGCCAUGACUAAUUCAUCAGGAUUCAAGAAAAUUGAACAAUCGUUCUUGACUUACUUUCAAGCGUAUAUUUCGUCACCAGAAAAUAAAUUACCAACUGAAUUUGCAACUAAAUUACACACUGAGUUUAACCAACACAUCAAAAAUUCUUUGAAUGGAGAUCCUUAUAGAUUGGCUGUUUAUAAAAUAAUUGGUAGAUGUGAUUUAACUAGGAGAAAUAUCUCUUUGGUUACUUUAAGUUUAGAAGAUUGGAUAUGGUACCAUCUAAAGUUGAUUAAAGAAGAUGUGAUAGACGAUGGUCCUAUUUAUGAAAAAUACCAUCUUGAAGACUUUCAAAAUAUUAUCCUUUCUUAUGGUCCGUCGAGGUUCACCAACUAUUAUAUUCCUGUUCUAAUAUUAUCAGGCCUUUAUGAAGUAGCUAUUGAUUAUGCAUAUAAUUUAAACGAGAUGGACGCUGUGCAUCUAGCGAUCGGUCUUGCAAAUAAAAAAUUAUUGCAUAUUACGACAAAUAUAUCCGAUACUUUAAUUGCUAUUGAGGAUGGGAGACGAAAGGUUAAUUUUGCAAAAUUAUUGGGAAACUAUACAAAAUCAUUCAAAUUUUCUGAUCCAAGAAUUGCCACUGAAUAUUUGAUUUUAAUUGCCAUUACGGAUGAUCCUGCAGAAAUCAAAAUUUGCCAUGAAGCGUUAAGAGAAUUAGUUUUAGACACCAAAGAGUUUGGGAUUUUAUUAGGGAAGAUCAAUAGAGACGGUACUAGAAUUCCAGGUGUUCUAGAAGAAAGACAAGAUUUACUAUAUCUAAAUGAUGAAAAAGAAUUUUUACGUGUUAUCACGGAACAAGCUGCGCAUAAGGCUGACGAAGACGGUAGAACACAAGAUAGUUUGUUAUUGUAUCAAUUAGCAGAAGAAUACGAUAUUGUUAUGUCUAUUGUAAAUGGACUACUGGGUAGCUUAUUAGGUGGUUCAGAUUUAACCCAGCCAUUGUUUACUAAAGACGAUAACUCAGAAACAAAUCCUGUGUUACUGGCAUCGAAAUUGAUUUCAAUUUAUAACAAUAACUUGGAAAUCGCGAAGAAAAUCCACGCCAAGAAUAAGGAAACGUGUUUAUUACUUCUACAAAUUGCAGAUAUUCGCAAGAGUUAUGCAGAAAACCAGUGGCAAUAUGCCUUAGGUCAAAUCGAGAAAUUGGAUUUACUACCAUUCACUGAUGGACAAGAUGCCAGGAGAAAAGCCCAAGCAUUUUCUGGGUUUGAUGAACCCAUUGUCAAAUGUAUCCCAAGCUUAUUAAUAAUGACGUUAACGUGUGUCUCAAAAUUAGUUAACGUCUUAAAUCAAAGCGACUAUAAAUCGGUCACUAAAUCGCAACAAAUUGAAUUUUUGAAGAAUAUUUCAAAAAAUUGUAUUGUCUAUGCUGGUAUAAUCCAAUUCAAAAUGCCUAGGGAGACCUAUAGUACAUUGAUCAGAUUAGAUGUCGAAUUAUGCUAA